Messenger RNA from Nerophis lumbriciformis (worm pipefish), 1848 nucleotides. RefSeq names its product nuclear envelope integral membrane protein 1 (gene nemp1). Gene Ontology annotation, cellular component: nuclear envelope. The record is from RefSeq and is a predicted model, not a curated record. Lineage: Eukaryota; Metazoa; Chordata; Actinopteri; Syngnathiformes; Syngnathidae.
AAGAGGAAAGGGCGGGAUUAACCGGAACCAACUGGCGUUAACAUCAUGGCGGGACACACGAAAGAACGAAACAACAGCCUUUCCACAAGAGUCCGGUCUUUCAUUUUAACGGUGCUGCUUUUCUCUUUACCUCAAACAUCAUUACAAGCUACAGGUAACACGCCUCCAGUCAUCGAUCUCAGGGAUGGAGAGUCAUAUGCAAUGUCGGGGUCCAAUCUGUUCUGUUACAACAACUCCAUGGUACCAAACUGGAGGCAAACCUGGACAAGAAUUCAGGUCAGAGUUUGGAGCUUAAAAGUGUUCAAGGUGGAAACCGUAGGGGACGAGGAAGAGCUGCAAGAGCUAGAGCGCUUCACCAUCUGGAACUGGUUCCAGAGUUUAUUGCGUGAAGGCCACAAUGAAACCACAAUAAACAUCCACCUGUUCAGCAAAAAGACAUGUUUCAAGAUUGAACCUACCGACAAGACUGUGUACAAUGUCAAGUCGCUACGCAAGUUUGACAUAUAUUUAUUUCUUAUCUUCCUCGCUGGAAUAAUGUUAUUUGCCUUUGCUGACUCCCUCAGCAGGAGCCAAGUCUUCUUCUAUUCCGCUGGCAUGGGUACAGGAAUGUUUGCUUCUCUCAUCAUUCUCUUUUUUUUACUGGCUCGCCUUUUGCCGAGGAAAAGCCCGUUUUACUUAUUGAUUGUUGGCGGCUGGUCAUUCUCCGUCUACACCAUCCAGCUUGUCUGUAGAAACCUCCGCCUGAUUCUUCAAGAACAUUGGCAUGCGGCUUUAGGUUACGUGGGAGUGGUAGGCUUCAUCAGUUUCACUGUGUGUUACCGCUACGGCCCUCUGGUGGAUGAAAAGAGCAUCAACAUUCUGUCGUGGACGCUGCAGUUGUUCGGCUUGGUCUUGAUUUAUCUGGGGAUUCAAAUUCAGGAGGUGGCGUUCGCCAUUAUUGUCGCAGCCGUAUUUGCUAAGAACCUGGAGUACCCCAUCAUGAUGGCAGUGAGGAAAAUUGGACACUAUGUUCACUUGAAGCCGUUGAAGCGUCGCCUGUUGACUGAGGAAGAGUAUCGCAAGCAAGGGGAGGAGGAGACUGUGCAUUCUCUGGAAGAGUUGCGGAAAUUCUGUCACAGCCCAGAGUUCAGCCCGUGGAAGGCCGUGAGCAGGCUUCAGUCCCCCAAGAGGUUUGCGGAUUUUAUCGAGGGGUCGUCACACUUGAUGGCCAAUGAGGUGUCGGUCCACGCACAGGAAUAUGGCUGCAAAGAGUUUUGGGUGGACGAAUUUUUUGACACAGAUGACGAGGACGAUGUCCCAUCCAGCCUCUGCCAAAAUCAGGAUGAGGAAACUUAAGACGCCUUGAAAACACUGGAAACACAGAAUUUCAACCUUUUGGGAAGGUUGAUGGCGCUCUGCUGCUUCAACGCUAACACUCGGACUGUUGAGCCACUGAGUUGUAGAAGAAGUCGGUGACCAAUGCACUCUAAAAUGUGUGCUCAUUGUUAUUCCAGAUACUGUACCUGGAUUUCCUCACUUACAUACAGUCAAAAACUGUUUUUAGAAUGAUUCUAAACAUUGAAUGUAGAACAUGGUUUAUGCGAGUGCAGAGCAAUUUAUGUUGUAUAACUAGUAUUCUGUUGAUAGAUCUGAUAAAGUUUCAUAUUUUUACAGCUUGAAACUGGGUGCAUUCUCUUCAUAGAAACUUUUUUUUUUAAACAUGAUUUACUCUUCUAUUAAAAUUAUAAGUCAUCAUUUACUACCUUUUUAAAUCACAGGUGUCAAGUUGAAACCCGCCGCAUCGUUUUAUAUGGCCCACAAAGGCCUGGAAAUUUGCAUCAAUAAAGUACUUUAUUCUUUCUUACUAAA